AGCCUUUGUAUACACACAUAAAAAUAUAUAUUCACACCACACAACCAAAUAUACAUACAUAUAAGCACGAGUUCUUCCAAAAAGAGACAAAAGGGACUAAGGAAAAUAGAAACCUUUAUCUUUUAUAAAAAACAGAAAGGUUUCGUCCUUGUUAAAUCUUUAGCCUUACUGCACUCGCAGAAGAUCAUAGUUUCCUCUUAGGAUUCUUGUUCUUCACCACCUCUCUCUCUCUUCUUCUGCUUCUUCUUUUCUCAAAAAAAAGAAAAAAAAUAGUUCAGAGAUCCAAAGCAAAAGGAUUAGGGUUUUCGUGGUUCGUAUCUAAAUGGGUAAGUGCGGAAGGAGCAGCGACGGAGGGAUUAGUGGAGUUAGACCGUACGUUCGAUCUCCGGUUCCUCGCCUGAGAUGGACGCCGGAGCUUCACCGGAACUUUGUGCAUGCUGUUGAUUUGCUCGGCGGUCAAUACAAAGCAACUCCAAAACUUGUUCUUAAGAUAAUGGAUGUGAAGGGACUAACCAUUUCACACGUCAAGAGCCAUCUCCAGAUGUAUAGAGGAUCCAGACCCACUCUUCUUGGAAGACUAGAAGAGAGUUCUUCAUCAUCUUCAAGAAGAAGAAGAAGACAGGACAAUGGAGAUCAGCUUCAUGACAACUUGUCUGAACACGCAAGGAAUGAUUGUCUUUUUGGGUUUCACUCUUUUAGCUUCAGAGAGCAGACUUCAGGGACUGAUAAUGAUGACGAUGACUUUCUUAACAUCACGAAUAUGGCGAGAACGAAGACAUUUGCAGGCGAUGGCGAGUCCAUCAAAUUUCAGCCUCAUCACUUUCUCGAGGCUCAGAGCAUGAAGAGCAACAUGGAAAACGAACACGAAGAAGAAGAAGAAGAACUAUCGCUGUCUCUGUCGUUGAAUCUUCCUCCUAAUCAUGAACAACGUUGGAGAAGCAAUGCGUCAUCGUCACUUAGUGAAGCAAGCGAAGCACUCUCAUCUCCUUUCACCUCCAGGGAUUGUUUUGCUUCUUCGAAGAUUGAUCUCAAUCUUAAUCUCUCUUUUCCUUCUCUACUCCGUAGCUGAAGCUUCGUUCCUAUGUUUUAUAAUAAUAUUAGUUGGAGUUACCAUUCAAAUUUGUUUGAAAACCUUUUAAAAUAGGGAACGUAAUCUUGUAGCUAGAUUUCUAUUGUGGACGUGGUAUGUUUUUUUGGGUGUCUACUACAGUGUCACGGUCCUCGGAUUACAUUUGUUCUUGUAUGAGUGAAAGUUAACGUUUCAUCCGGUGAUUAGUAAGUAUAUGCGCGCCAA
Messenger RNA from Raphanus sativus (radish), 1294 nucleotides. Its product is annotated as putative Myb family transcription factor At1g14600. Gene Ontology annotation, molecular function: transcription cis-regulatory region binding. The coding region runs from base 323 to 1069 and encodes 248 amino acids. The transcript is spliced from 6 exons. The record is from RefSeq and is a predicted model, not a curated record. NCBI's taxonomy places the organism in Eukaryota, Viridiplantae, Streptophyta, Magnoliopsida, Brassicales, Brassicaceae. Gene Ontology annotation, cellular component: nucleus. Gene Ontology annotation, biological process: regulation of DNA-templated transcription; abaxial cell fate specification.